AAGGCUGGGGUGUUGUCAACUUCUUGUGGGCGUGAUUAAGUGCAGGUGCAUUAUUCCUACAUGCUAUAUGUCUGAUGGAUCUAAAACCCAUGUGCGAUAGACGCCGCCUGACAGUGCCUCAUCAGUCCCUUAGGGAAACCGGGGAGUUGCAUUGUCUGCACUAAUGCACUAUUCUAGUUUGUAGUUCAGCAGUUAGAAGUGUGUGUGUCGCGUGGAUUUCGUGCUUCGUAACGCAAAGCGAUGCAGUUCCCCACUCGGCUUUUAACUAGCAAUGGUACACAAACGCGCAAAACAAAAUAACUCACCGUCAAGUUUCACCAGCCAAGAGCUGGCUUUGUCUUCGCUUCGACUGGGCUAAUGUUGUUUAAAGUUGGUUGCAAAAUGCCCAAAUUCUCAGGCAUUCGGCUUUAAAAAGGAUUCCAUAAAGGUUCUCCUGAUGCAGUUCAAGCAUAAAGGAUUAAGGCUUUAAGGGUUCCCAUAGAGGUGAUUUGGGUUUUCGGCUGAAAGGCAUGCAAUGAAUCUGCCAACAACUCACCUCCUCAGUGAUUCUGAAAGAGACUGGAUAAACAGAGGUGCAGGAGAAACAGUUCCUGGCAUUCUUUGUAUUCCACCCACAACAUUCUCCAAAGGUUCACUUUGCUUCUCUGCCUAAACAUGCACAAGUGGACGAUUCUAGGAUGGAAAGAUCAUAUAAAGGAGAUGGAAUAAAAUGUGAGAAACCCAACCAGGAAGAGAAAAGUGGCAUCUUGUGGCAGCAACACAUUUGCCCAAAACAUAACCCUGCUGUCAAGACUAUUGGCUGGCUUGUUGAGAAGAGACAUGAGGUCAUGAGGUCAACUUCCCAUGGUUUCUUUCACCAUCACUUACAUUUUCAAUUAGAAGUCAAAGUAUUCAGCCAAAAAAAAAUCACACAAGUUGUCAGUAUGUCACCUCCUAUUAUGCCAAGAUUUUAGGGAAGGUUCCAACCCUUGCUCGCAACAUGUCAACUCGCUCCUGUUCCACACACACCCGGUUUAGCUCUGAUCUGGAGGAAGGGGAAGAAGGAGUUUUUGAUGUGGGUGAUUGCAACAGGAGCCCGAUAAAACUAGUGAAGAAGAAAGAAAGACAACGAUAUACAGAAGACACCAGCAAAGAGUUCUUUACUCUUAAGUUUGACCUAAAUGUUGACAUAGGCAUGGAAAUAGUCCAAGCUGUUAAAAAGAAAUCCUUAAGGGAUGUUCUAAGCACUGUGUUUGAGAAGAAGGGGAUUGAAUUAUCUCAAGUUGAUUUGUUUUUGGAUCAGUCCAAUACUCCCUUAUCUCUUGGAUUUGAGGCUUACCGCUUAGGGGGACACUACCUCAGAGUACGAGCAAGACCAGAAGAGCUGAGGAUGGAGAAAGGUGUAAAGGAUCCUCGUUCCCUUAGCUUGCCCAUCAUAAGACCCUCAACUGCCUAUAGUGCUUUCUUUGGCCGGGUAGAACAUGGUUCUUUGGGCAGACGAGAGGCAGCAAAUUUGCAUGGUCAAGCACAUAGACGGAAGAACAUUACAGAGUUUCUUGGUGACACAAAUGUUUCUCUGGAUUCAGUGUCGCAGUUGAGUGGUUUCGGCACGAUUACAAACACAGGGACGGAUCGUUGGAAAAACAAAGCUGCCAGCCGCUUCAGUGUUCUUUUCAGCUCCAGCUCGAGCAAUGGCUCAAUAAGCAAGGAAUGUGAACGUGUAGAGCAACUGCAGAGUAAGCUUCAUUCUUAUACUCUGUUUGGAUUACCCAAGAUGCCUCAGCAGCUCUCCUUCCACAGAGACUCCUGGGAGGAAGAGCCUAAUCUUGAGAUGGAGGAGAGCUGGAAAGAACUUCUGGAGAAUCCUGAGAUAUUAACUAUAGGACAAUGGCACCAGCAGGAAGCAAUCUGGGAACUACUGCAGACAGAGUCAGCUUACAUCAAGAACUUACAUGUCAUCACAGAUUUGUUUCUAUGUGGUUUGUUGAACCUACAGGAGAGUGGGCUACUGUGUGAUAUCAAUCCUUCACGUCUUUUUGGAAACAUCCAGGAGAUUGUGCAUAUGCACACUUUGUUCUGGGCUGAGGUCCUGCUACCUACACUGGAGCGAUCUAGGCAGAGCCGCACUAUGCUAAACCCUGUAGACCUGUGUCAAGGUUUUAGUACUUUUGGUUACAGAUUUAGACCUUACAUCCAUUACUGCUUGGAAGAGGAGAGCUGCAUGGAGUAUAUGCGUACAUUACUGAAGGAGAAUGAACUCUUCAGGCUCUAUGUUACAUGGGCAGAGACCCAUAAACAGUGCAGUCGAUUGAAGCUGACUGACAUGCUGGUGAAACCUCACCAGAGACUCACCAAGUACCCACUACUACUCAAGAGCAUACUGAAAAAGACUGAUGAGCAGAUAGCUCGUGAGGCCCUCUUCAGAAUGGUAGCUUCUGUCGAAGGCUUCAUUAACAGUGUGGACUCUCAGAUGAGACAGCGAGAGGAGAAACAGAAGCUGGCAGCCAUUGCUAUCCGUAUUGAGGCCUAUGAGCCAGUGGAAGGUGCUACUGAUGAGGUAGAAAAGAUGCUCAAAGAAUAUAAUCAGUUUGACCUGACAGCUCCUGUGCUAGGUGCCUUGGCAGACGAAACACGUCAGCUUUAUCUGGAGGGAGCACUGAGGAUGAAAGAAGGCAAGGAUAGUAAGAUGGAUGUGCAUUGUUUCCUGUUCACUGAUGUGCUGUUGAUUACCAAGCCAGUAAAACGUGUAGAAAAGGUCAAGGUGAUUCGGCAGCCACUGAUCAUUCGUAAUAUAGUGUGCAGGGAUUUGAAGGACUCAGGAGCCUUUCUCCUAAUCUACCUCAACGAGUUCCGCAGUGCUGUAGCCUCCUACUGCUUCCAAGCUAAUAGUGCCACUCAUAGAUGCAGCUGGGUACAGGCGAUUUACAAUGCUCAGAACCAACUUGAAAGGCUUUGCUCUGUAUCAAUGAGGGCUGAGAGAGAUGAGGAAGAAGAGGAUGAAAUGGAGAGCAGCAUUUCCACAUCCAGUUCCCCGUCUUUUCAGCAUAAAGAACCACUACAAAAAAGCAGAUCCUCUGAGAUGCUCUCAGUUGUCUUAAUGGAACAACCUGAUGAGGUAAAAAGACAAUUGCUCUUGGACUCGGAACAGGUAUCUCUUCAAAGCGCUCUGUAUUCUGAUUCAUCAUUCACAAAAGAUGCACUUCCUACUGAUAACAAUCAAACUCUGAAGAUGCGGAAUGAUCUGGUAGCUAUCAAACUGGAUCCUGAAAGUCGUUCUAGGUCUAUAGAUAGUGAUUAUGGAACACUCUUGCCCGAAUCUUUUAUCCCUAUUUUGGACCUGAAGGAAGGGAUGAAGAGAGAGCAGAGGGAAAGAGAAGUGAACAACACUGGAAAAGUAGAGGGGGCCUAUGAGGAAGAUGAUGAAGCAGAUGUUGGUGGUAAUGCAGAUGACUCCAUUGCCUGGAAUGGCUCACAGAUCACUGUUAAGGAGACCAAAUUUUUCGGUGAACAAUACAACCUUCAGCAGGCGCAAAUGGAACUCUUGCAACCAAAGGCUCCUUACAAUGCCUCACAAGAGUGUUGCUCACCAACAUUAUGGCGCCAUUCACCCAUCCAUACACGUACAGAGAACUUUGCCCUCAGGUCGUGUUCUGAGGAUAAUCUUCUCCAGUGGCUUUCUUCCCCCGUGGAUUAUUCCAGGAUCAGCAACCGCAACCUUAGCAAGAGCCUGACACAGCUCAGUGGAAGCAGUGAGCACCUACAGGCCAAACAUGGGCAGUCCACAGACCCCAGUGCUCUGUCAGAUAAAGUCACAGAUACUCUAAUUAGAGCAGAGGACCAAAUUUUUCACCGAGCCAUGAGUUUUUUUAAUGAAGAAAAUGUGAGAGUGUGUGAUUCAGUGGCAUCACAGCAGCUUCACCUGCAUAGAAAACUGACCAAAGCUCAGCUACAAAGGAUGAGGACCACCAUGGUGCUUAACUCAACCCUCACAGCCUCGGAAGUGUAGUCACUGAAGCAGUUGGAAGCAUAUGCCAUUAGCUGUUCUGUUAGUAAUCUCUCUAUUGACAGAAUUACCAUUAUCAUCAGGAGAGAUGUGUAAUAACAACAGCUAAAUAAACAGUAUCAACACCUUUGCAUUUAUCAAACAUCCAGUGAUUAACACUAUUUUCACAUGGACAUGUAUUUUCAAGAAUUUCUGUCACAGGGUCAGAAUCUUUGUGUAAGGGAAAUCCUGCAUGAAGAAGUUGCACAAAAAAUGUGGAAAAUGGAUUCGUUUAACCUUGUAGUAUUACUAAACUAAAGGGCUAACCAGAGUAUUUGCAUCUGUAUGGACCCAAACUGUGCACUGCUCUACAGUCAAAAUAAUCCUAUGCAUCAAGAUGCCAGUACUGUGAUGUAGUACUAGUGAUGUUUUUGUGUGAUACCAUUCUAAACCUAAGUACUGUAUGAUUAGGUUCUGAGUAUGAUUAUAUAGGCCCUUUUUCCAUUUGAUCUUUUUUUUUUUUUUUUACAUAUAAUAUCAAAAAGGUUAUAAGUGCCAUAAAAAACCAUAACUUCAUGUAGAUGACCUGUAUUUAUCACAAUGCCAGUUGUGGAUGUAUUAGCAUGCUUACUGGUGAUUAUUUAAUAAUAUUUUAAAAACUGGUCCUAAAAUAUUGUGAUAGAUAGAUAUUCAAAUGAGACUAUAUCCUGCUCACAUAUUAAACUAAAUCAGAUAGUUUAAAUAAACAGAAAAAUUCUUGCUUUGGUUUAUGAAUCCCAAAGUCUUGUUUGAGUACUCUGGGUUUAGCAGUACAUGCCUCUAAACCAUGAUUUAUUUUGAAGUUAUUGUAAUCAAACUUGGAAGGUUUGCUAUUUAUAGUACUGAAAAUAUUUAUUAAGGUGUACUUGUUUAUAAAUAGUGGAUUUCAAUUCCUUGUAUCAAAUAUUAUUGUAGUGGAGAUUUCUUGUUGAUAAGUUUAGAUUUUUGUUUUAAUCAUUUUAAAUGGUAGCAUUUUCUUUGUCAGUGUACAUAUUAAAGGCUGAAUUUAAUGAGUUUACAAAUCAAAUGCAUUGUACUACAGUAACCCCCUCCCAAAUAAAAUGUUCAAGCUGUUUGUCUUCA
This is a messenger RNA of Silurus meridionalis, 5083 nucleotides long. It is a transcript of the gene plekhg5a, whose product is annotated as pleckstrin homology domain containing, family G (with RhoGef domain) member 5a. Gene Ontology annotation, biological process: endothelial cell migration; Rho protein signal transduction. The record is from RefSeq and is a predicted model, not a curated record. The transcript has 23 exons. Gene Ontology annotation, molecular function: guanyl-nucleotide exchange factor activity. Gene Ontology annotation, cellular component: plasma membrane; endocytic vesicle; axon. Lineage: Eukaryota; Metazoa; Chordata; Actinopteri; Siluriformes; Siluridae. The coding region runs from base 980 to 3985 and encodes 1001 amino acids.